Molecule: messenger RNA, 1109 nt
Organism: Salvia miltiorrhiza (redroot sage)
Lineage: Eukaryota; Viridiplantae; Streptophyta; Magnoliopsida; Lamiales; Lamiaceae
Product: AP-2 complex subunit sigma
Exons: 6
Coding region: 425-853 (142 amino acids)
Biological process (GO): clathrin-dependent endocytosis; protein transport
Cellular component (GO): intracellular membrane-bounded organelle; AP-2 adaptor complex
Molecular function (GO): clathrin-cargo adaptor activity
Source: RefSeq, a predicted model, not a curated record
AAUAUAUCCUCAAUAAUUUUUUUCUUUCUUUCUAUUUUAUUAUAAAUUAUUCAUUUUUUAAUAUUUGUGCCCAAGUCUUGUGACCUAUUGAAUUGGAACACCGAAAGUAUAUUUUAUAAAGUCUUAAAAUAUUUUACAAGUUAUUAGAGCUUAUAAACUCUUUAAAAUAAACUCAGCCAAACACUCUCUUUAAUUUCAACAGAGUUAGUUUUUUUUUUUUCCCUACAUUUUUCAACAUUAAUAAAAUCAAAAGUGGCUAACUAUUUUUUCACCUUCUCAGCUACAAUUCUCUGCAGCGCCGUACAAAAAAUGGUGGAAUUGAAGUCAAUAUAGGGAACUGCAGACCAAAUCAACCACGCAAUUACUCCCUCCACUUCAAAAUAUUAUUAUUGUUCGUUGCAGAGCUCACACCAAUUCUUCCAAAAUGAUCCGGUUCAUACUAUUGCAGAACAGGCAAGGGAAAACUCGAUUGGCCAAAUACUACAUUCCUCUCGAGGAGUCCGAGAAACAUAAGGUUGAGUACGAGGUUCAUCGUUUGGUUGUUAAUAGGGAUCCCAAAUUCACCAAUUUCGUGGAGUUCCGAACCCACAAGGUCAUCUACAGGCGAUAUGCUGGUUUAUUUUUCUCGUUGUGUGUAGACAUUACAGACAAUGAAUUGGCGUAUUUGGAGAGCAUUCACUUAUUUGUGGAGAUACUGGACCAUUUUUUCAGCAAUGUGUGUGAACUAGAUCUCGUAUUUAAUUUCCACAAGGUAUAUCUCAUACUAGAUGAGUUCAUACUUGCUGGAGAACUGCAAGAAACAAGCAAGAAGGCAAUCAUCGAGAGAAUGGGAGAAUUGGAAAAGCUGGAUUAGAGAUUGCUGGGCAGUGCAUACUGUAUUUUCAGCUAAAGCAGAGUCUUACAUCUCUUGCACCGCGCAGGCUUGCAUCAGGUUAUUAUACGCCAUCGUUUGAGUUUGUUAUAUUUGUGUUUGUAAAGAAUGUACUGAAAAUUUCACCUUGAUUGGUAGAGUUUUAUUUGGAUGCAUGUUGAUUCAGCUUGUAGUAAAAUGGGAAAGGAUUGAUUCCAUAAAUUGAUGAUAAAAUUUCUCCAUGAGACGACAUGAUUCA